GAGCGGACCUUCAUCAUGGCACAACAACUUCUGCCCCGAGCUUUGGUUUCCACUCGUUGGCUUUGGGACACUUUACGGGCUGGUUCAGCUGUCAGAUCAAAUCUUCGAGUACUUGAUGCAUCAUGGCAUCUCCCCAAAACUGGACGUGACCCCUGGCGCGAGUACAAGGAGCGCCACAUUCCUGGAGCCUAUUUCUUCGACAUAGAUGUCUGCAGUGACCGCACCUCCCCGUAUGACCACAUGCUUCCAAGUGCAGACCAGUUUGCUGAAUAUGCUGGGAAACUUGGAGUCUCCAACAGCAGUCACGUUGUGGUGUACGACACCAGCGAUUUUGGCUCAUUCAGUGCUCCCCGGCUGUGGUGGAUGUUUAGGGUUUUUGGGCAUCCACACGUGUCCGUGUUGGAUGGUGGUUUGAAAGCUUGGUUAAGGGAAGGACAUUCAGUAAAUUCAGGGAAGGAACCUCGCCCUGAGCCAGUAGAAUUUCAAGCCAAAUUGAACACUUCUCAAGUUGUAGGACAUGAAGAAAUGGUAGAGAAUGUUGAGAAGAGGACAAUUCAAAUGGUGGAUGCCAGAGUGGAGGGAAGGUUCCGAGGACUCGAGCCUGAGCCCCGGGAAGGAAUUGAGCCUGGGCACAUGCCCGGUACAGUGAACAUGCCUUUCCCAAGCUUCCUCACCGAAGAAGGCAAGGAGAAGUCUCCUGAAGAACUCAGACGUAUUUUCCAAGAGAAAGGCAUUGACCUGUCACAACCACUAGUGGCAUCAUGUGGCUCUGGAGUCACUGCCUGCCACGUGGCCCUCGCUGCGUUCCUAUGUGGUAAAGAAGACACUACAAUAUAUGAUGGUUCCUGGGUUGAGUGGUACAUGCGUGCCAAGCCAGAAGAUGUUGUAUCAGAGGGCAGGGGGAAGACCUUGUAAGUGUCUCGUUCUCCGACCUGCUUAGAAAGACUUGUGAACUUGCUGAUCUUCAGAAACUGCUGACCAUGUGUAGCCCUUGUGCUAUCACUGUCUGGUGUACUUGUUCACAUUUAAAACGUUUUGCUAUGUUACAACAACAUUGCUAUUAUGUGCCUUAAUUCUUUCUUCCACUAAGUGCUUGUAUUCAUUGAUGGUGACUUGAAGGGUUAGUAUUAACUGUAUUAUAU
Molecule: messenger RNA, 1142 nt
Organism: Nanorana parkeri
Lineage: Eukaryota; Metazoa; Chordata; Amphibia; Anura; Dicroglossidae
Gene: MPST
Product: mercaptopyruvate sulfurtransferase
Exons: 3
Coding region: 16-915 (299 amino acids)
Biological process (GO): transsulfuration
Cellular component (GO): mitochondrion
Molecular function (GO): thiosulfate-cyanide sulfurtransferase activity
Source: RefSeq, a predicted model, not a curated record